UUGGUCAAGGGUGUGGAAAUUACAAGGCCUUUUGAAAAAGAUGAUGUUUGGGUGGCUUAUAUUAGGCAUCAUCAGCAGCAGCAGCAACUGCAGCAACAAAGGUUGCUGAAACCUCUGGUGGUCAUGGUCCAUAUCAGGGAAGGAGAGCUCUUCAAUCAAGCUCCAGUGAUUCACCUUUUGAUCAAACCAGGAAUUGCAAAUUGAAGAAGAAACAAGAAGCCUGGGUUUCUUCGGUUUCUUUUUCAACGUGGGUAGGUUCUGAAGGCAAGAUUCAGUUCAACUCAUGGGGAAUUGUUGGGGUUCUUCUGCUGCAAAUCCAAGCUCAAGUGCUGACACCCAUCUCGGUGCCACAGUGUAAAUCGUUGCAGGGACAUCAUCACAGUCAACAAGCACUAUGACAAUCACGACAACUUCGGCCGGCAGCAGCAUAUCCCCGAUCAGCCACUUCUCUGCUUCGAGCGGGGAUGAGGCUUCCCCUCAUGGCCAGAUCUUGCCGCAUCCGAAUUUAAGGAUCUUCUCGUUCGCGGAGCUGAGGGCCGCGACUAAAAACUUUAAGUCCGACACACUUCUUGGAGAGGGUGGCUUUGGAAAAGUUUACAAGGGUUGGCUUGAUGAAAAACCUUCAUCGAAGAAUGGCAACGGGUCGGUAAUCGCUGUCAAGAAACUGAAAUCUGAGAGUGUGCAGGGUUUCCGGGAGUGGCAGGCUGAGAUAGAUUUCCUAGGACGGCUUUCUCAUCCAAACCUCGUGAAGCUUAUUGGGUAUUGCCUGGAGGAGACGGAACUUCUCCUGGUCUAUGAGUUCAUGCAGAAGGGCAGCUUUGAAAACCAUUUAUUCGGAAGGGGUGCGGUGGUUCAGCCGCUUCCGUGGGGCUUGAGGCUUAAAAUAGCAGUAGGAGCGGCCCGUGGCCUGGGGUUCCUGCACACUUCCGAAAAGCAAGUCAUUUAUCGAGACUUCAAGGCCUCGAACAUACUGCUCGACGGAUUCUACAAUGCCAAGAUCUCGGACUUUGGCCUGGCCAAGAUGGGUCCUUCAGAGAGCCAGUCUCAUGUCUCAACCCGGAUCAUGGGAACACAAGGUUAUGCAGCUCCGGAGUACAUCGCGACCGGACAUCUUUAUGUCAAGAGCGACGUGUUCGGGUUCGGUGUAGUCCUAGUCGAGAUGUUGACAGGCCUCCGGGCGGUCGACUCUUCCCGUCCUAGCGGACAGGAGAAUCUGGUCGAGUGGGUGAAACCAUACUUGUCCGACAGGCGGAAGCUGAAGACUAUCAUGGACUCCAUGCUUCAGGGGAAGUACCCCUCGAAAACCGUGUACGAGAUCGCUCAGCUCGCGCUGAACUGCCUAGCGCCGGAGCCGAAGUCUCGGCCAUCGAUGGAGGAGGUCGUGAGGACUCUGGAGAAGCUCGAGGCGGCCACCGAGAGAGCAGCCGAUUCGAGGAAUCGCUCCGGCUCGCGUCCCGCCGCUCACAGGCAAGUCCAGCACCAGCUGCCGCUGCCGCCGCCGCCGCCUAUGCAACCCCGGUCUCCGCUUCAGUCGAGGCAUAACGGGAUCUCAGCUUACCAACACUCACCUCAACUUAGGUAGUAGGAAUCGAGGGGUGAUGUUCAGCAAUGAAGGUGUGGUUCAUUGGAUUAUAGGAUUAGUUUUUUUUGCCGUUGUUUGCGUUUGGAAAGGGGUCUGAGCCUGAGCAUGUCGGUUUUGUCAAAUGGAGACCAUGGCGCGUCCUAUUGCUACUUGUUCUGUACACUAGUAAACGAAUUGCAAGCAGAGAUUUUUCUUUUUUCUUUUUUUUUUUCUAGUAAAUUUUGAUCGUGUAUAUUACUUACCAAGACUGCGAUAUUUUAUUUGUGCGACCUAUUUU
Molecule: messenger RNA, 1859 nt
Organism: Rhodamnia argentea
Lineage: Eukaryota; Viridiplantae; Streptophyta; Magnoliopsida; Myrtales; Myrtaceae
Product: probable serine/threonine-protein kinase PIX13
Exons: 6
Coding region: 395-1582 (395 amino acids)
Biological process (GO): protein phosphorylation
Molecular function (GO): protein kinase activity; ATP binding
Source: RefSeq, a predicted model, not a curated record